UACUUCCCCAGGCGAGAGGAAGCGAGACCAAAUUGCAGGCGCCGCUUCUUAUGAGUGAGCGAGGGAAAGCGAAGCAGCUCCCGCGAAACGGAUCACCAUGCCCAAAUUUACCCUUAGGCAAAUGAGGGAGAUCGGAGAGCAGUUUUUACAGUUCCUGCAGGAUUCUGGCAACCAGACAUUGAACAGCAAGAUUGCCUUGAAGGCUCUGUACAAUCAGGAGUUCCGAAAUCGAGAUAAUAUAAAAAGACCCAACUUCUCCAAUGUGCUGUAUGCGCUGGCAAAAUCAAACCGUGCUUUAAUCUAUGGGGAUCAUGUGCGUUUUUUUCAGGGGAAGAAGAAACUAAAACUUAUUGAUCAAUAUUGGAAACCAAAAGAUGAUACCGGAGCUGGAGACCAUUCUACCCCAGAUGAAAACACAUUCAAUAAUCCACUUCCCCCUGGAGCACGGGUUAAGCGCAGAUCAAUAUUUGUGUCCAAUAAGAACGGCGUGAAAAUUAUUUCAGAGCAUGAUAAGCCAAAUGGUAAAAUUCGAUUCAACGUUUCUCCAGAGCAGUGUGUGACUAUUAAAAUUGAGGUGAAGAACAGUGGAACAAAUGAAAUUAUGCUGGAAAAUUACAGACUGAUAAAACGUUGUGAAUUCACUUUUGUAGUUUCUGAACAAACUUUGCCUGUGAAACUGCCACCAGGGUCAGUUCAUGAAAUCCCAAUCACAUGUGGGGUACAGGACUAUGGCUUCUACAAUGUUACCAUGCAGUUCAAUUUCACCAGUGAACAGACUGGGAAAUUCCACAUCGGACGUUUUGUGCAGGCUGUUGCCAAUACCGAGUUAGCACAACAACUUGGUCCAUCAGAACCUUAUCAGCCUUAUCAAGCCAAACUGCACAAACCACAGUUCAGAUCUAUAGAAGAUGGCUUUCCACCAAACAACAAUUUGUUCAUAGACUUGGAGCAGAAACCUUUAGAUCAGUACAAAUACCCAAGCAAUCUGAAGGAUUUGAUUGUAUGCUUGAAUGAAGGUAAUACUCUUAAUGAUGGCACCAGUGACAAGAUUGCCCAUCUACAGAGCAGUCUGGAAGCCCCCUUGCAAUUUGACAAUUAUUCUGAGAAAUUUUGUCUGCUUCUUCACUUGGAAGAGAUCCAAAUGGAGGUGGACAUCCAUCGAUAUGAUAUGCAGAAUGUUAGUAUGUUUACAGAAAAAUACAAUAAGAAACUCCUUGUUCUGAAGGCGCCUGGUGUUGCAGAGAACCGGCCUUCCGUGUUGAAAGGUGACCAUCUGUUUGUGAUCCCUGCUGAAGGGCAACCAAAAUACAAUGUUCCCUUCUAUAAAGGUUAUGUUCAUGCUGUGGAGUUGGAUCAAGUCAAGCUGGGAUUUUCUGAAAAAUUGCUAAAUAAAUUUGUCAAUAACAUGAAGUUUGAUGUGGAAUUUACUUUCAAUCGCCUGCCCUUACGCUUGCAGCAUCGGGCUGUUAUUCUUGCCCAGAAGAGUCAACUCUCUCAUCUGCUCUUCCCAUGCUUCUCUUACAAGAAAUCCCUCCUGUCUCCUGAUCAGGAACUCUGCCUAUAUAAUCCUAAUCUGAACAACAAUGCGGAGCAGAAGGAAGCUGUCCGUCAAGUGGUGGCAGGGACCUCCAGACCAGCCCCAUAUCUUAUAUUUGGGCCUCCCGGUACUGGCAAGACGGUCACUAUGGUGGAGGCCAUUAAGCAGGUUCUACGAUGCAUUGAGGGUGCCCAUGUGCUUGCUUGUGCUCCUUCCAACAGUGCUUCAGACCUGCUCUGCCAACACCUCAUGAAACAUGUAAAUCCUAGGAACAUCUACAGGAUGAAUGCUAUCAGUAGGGAUUACCGUACAAUCCCGGAGGAUAUCAAGCCUGUGUGUAACUGGGAUGAGGCACAGAGUUGCCAUGUAUUUCCAAGAAAGGAAAAACUGCAAAGCUACAAGGUUAUUAUCACUACACUGGUGACAGCAGGAAGAUUGGCUUCAGCUGAUUUCCCUCAGGGACAUUUUUCUCAUGUCUUUAUUGAUGAGAGUGGCCAUGCUGUGGAACCAGAGAGCCUGAUUGCCAUUUCAGGUAUUCUUGACAUGAUGGACCCAAAGACAAAUGUCAAUGGAGGUCAGCUGGUUUUGGCAGGAGAUCCCAAGCAACUAGGACCAAUUUUGAGAUCUCCUCUGGCAGUUCAACAUGGCUUGGGACUUUCUUUGCUGGAGCGGCUGAUGUGCUUCAACCCAUUAUACCAAAAGACAAAUGACAAAUACAACCCACAAUUUGUCACUAUGCUUCUGCGCAAUUACAGGUCUCAUGAAGACAUCCUCAGAUUCUCCAAUGAAAAAUUUUAUGAUGAAAAGCUCCUGGAAUGUGGUGAUCACCUAAUUACUCAUUCCUACUGCCACUGGAAUGAACUGCCCAAGCCGAAAUUUCCUAUCAUCUUCCAUGGGGUCUGUGGGGAAGACCAGCAAGAAGGGAGGAGCCCUUCAUUUUUUAAUACUGCUGAGAUUAGUGUGUUGAUGGAUUAUCUCAAGAAACUACUUCUGGAAAAUCAGGGCAAAAAAGGAAUCAAAACUCUUCCCAAAGAGAUUGGGGUCAUCUCCCCAUACAGAAAGCAGGUAGAGAAGAUAAGACAGGCCAUAAAUAUGAAAUUAAAGGACCUGAUGAAUAUCAAGGAUCUAAAGGUGGGCUCUGUGGAAGAAUUCCAGGGUCAGGAGCGUCGCGUGGUGCUCAUUUCAACAGUACGCAGCAGCAGCAAUUACUUCGGAAUGGAUGAAGAGUUCAACCUUGGUUUCCUCAAUAAUCCCAAGCGCCUGAAUGUGUCCCUUACAAGAGCUAAGGCACUCUUGAUCAUUAUAGGCAACCCAACUACACUAAGCAAGGAUCCAUACUGGAAUGAGUAAGUGUUGACCUCCUUAUUCCUCAUGUCUUUGCCCAGCUAGUAAAUUUGUUUUUCCUCCUGCAGUGAAUCAGAGGCGCAACUGAAUAAGCAGUGCUAGAGAUUCUUUUGAGAUUUUCAGGUAAAGAAUUGCUAAGUUACAGUGCCUGGUGCUACAUGAAAAGAAGGAAUCAAUCUUUCAUCUAGAUUCUAUACUUCUAUGACAUGGAAGUGCUACAUAACCCAGUAUUAUCUAUUCCUACAGUCUUCAGCUUGAGAAGUCUCAUAAAACCUGUAUUGAAAGGCUUAUUUGCCAUCUGGAAUCUCAUAUAGUUGAUCCAUGACUGCCUCAGUGACCCUGCCACUUCUGUAAGUCUGUAGAGAUUCUCAGUCAUCUAGGUCAUGAUUGUCCCAAAGGUGUUUUUUUCAGGAGGCA
Notechis scutatus (mainland tiger snake) is the source of this 3298-nucleotide messenger RNA. Lineage: Eukaryota; Metazoa; Chordata; Lepidosauria; Squamata; Elapidae. The record is from RefSeq and is a predicted model, not a curated record.